Messenger RNA from Felis catus (domestic cat), 5722 nucleotides. It is a transcript of the gene PCDH12, whose product is annotated as protocadherin 12. Gene Ontology annotation, cellular component: plasma membrane. Gene Ontology annotation, molecular function: calcium ion binding. The record is from RefSeq and is a predicted model, not a curated record. NCBI's taxonomy places the organism in Eukaryota, Metazoa, Chordata, Mammalia, Carnivora, Felidae. The transcript has 4 exons. Gene Ontology annotation, biological process: homophilic cell-cell adhesion. Bases 366 to 3983 code for a protein of 1205 amino acids.
UUCUCCGUUUCCCCAGCCCAGCAACUGUUUGGAAGUCAGAUCCCCACAUCCUGCUUUACUGGGUCAAGUCCCUCUUGGACCGGCUCUUUCUAUCAUUUACUGAAGGGGACCAAUGGGUGCCCCUGUGUGGGGUCUCCUUUAGCAAUUUCACUUCAUCGGUGCCUGGACCUCUGAGAUCUCUUCAGAUGAACAUGGCCUUGCCUGGGAAUCCUGCUACUUCCAUCAUCAUCUAAUUAUGGGACAAGGCUGUGACCACAGGUUUUGGCGAACGGGGCUAAUCAAGCCCCCCAGGAAACACUGGAGGACUUGCCUACCCUUUGAAGAACUCUAGUGGUUUCUGAGUCUAGCCCACUCUGGCGGUAAGCAUGAUACGACUUCUGCCACUUCUGCUGGGGCUUUUGGGGCCAGGUGGCUACUUGUUCCUUCCAGGGGGUUGUCAGGAGGUGGCCACUCUCACUGUGAGAUACCAAGUGUCAGAAGAAGUGCCGUCUGGGACAGUGAUAGGCAAGCUGUCCCGGGAACUGGGUUGGGAGGAGAGGCAUGGGCAAACGGGGACUGCCUUCCAGAUCUUGCAGCUGCCUCAGGCGCUCCCCAUCCGGGUGGAUCCUGAGGACGGCCUGCUUAGCACAGGGAGGCGGCUGGACAGAGAGCAGCUUUGCCGGCAGCAGGAUCCCUGCUUGGUUUCCUUUGACGUGCUUGCCACAGGGGAUUUGGCUCUGAUCCACGUAGAGAUCCAGGUGCUGGACAUCAAUGACCAUGAGCCACAGUUUCCGAAAGGCGAGCAGGAGCUGGAAAUCUCUGAGAGUGCCUCUCUGCGCACCCGGAUACCCUUGGACAGAGCUCUGGACCCAGACACUGGCCCCAACACCCUGCACUCCUACACGCUGUCCCCCAGCGAGCACUUUGCCCUGGAUGUCAUCGUGGGGCCUGAUGAGACCAAACAUGCGGAACUUGUGGUGGUGAAGGAGCUAGACAGGGAAAUCCACUCAUUUUUUGAUCUGGUGCUAACUGCCUAUGACAGUGGGACUCCCCCCAAGUCAGGCACCAGCUUGGUCAAGGUCAAUGUCCUGGACUCCAAUGACAACAGCCCUGUGUUUGCUGAGAGCUCACUAGCACUAGAAAUUCAAGAAGAUGCUGCCCCUGGUACUCUCCUCAUAAACUUGACUGCCACGGACCCUGAUCAAGGCCCCAAUGGGGAGGUGGAGUUCUUCCUCAGUAAGCACGUGCCUCCAGAGGUGCUGGACACCUUCAGUAUCGAUGCAAAGACGGGCCAGGUGAUUCUGCGUCAACCCCUAGACUACGAGAAGAAUCCUGCAUAUGAGGUGGAUGUCCAGGCAAGGGACUUGGGUCCCAAUCCCAUCCCAGCCCAUUGCAAAGUACUCAUCAAGGUUCUGGACGUCAAUGACAAUGCCCCAAGCAUCCACAUUACAUGGGCCUCCCAGCCAUCGCUGGUAUCAGAGGCUCUUCCAAAGGAUAGUUUCAUUGCUCUCGUCAUGGCAAAUGACUUGGACUCAGGAAAUAAUGGUCUGGUCCACUGUUGGCUGAGCCAAGAACUGGGUCACUUUAGACUGAAAAGGACAAAUGGCAAUACAUACAUGCUACUAACCAACACCACACUGGACAGAGAGCAGUGGCCCAAAUAUACCCUCACUCUGUUGGCUCAAGACCAAGGACCCCAGCCCUUAUCAGCCAGAAAAAAGCUCAGCAUUCACAUCAGUGAUGCCAAUGACAAUGCACCUGUGUUUGAGAAGAGCAGGUAUGAGGUCUCUACUCGGGAGAACAACCUACCUUCUCUUCACCUCAUUACCAUCAAGGCUCAUGACGCAGACUUGGGCAUUAAUGGAAAAAUCUCAUACCGUAUCCAGGAAUCCCCAGUUUCUCACUUGGUAGCUAUUGAUUCAGAGACAGGAGAGGUCACUGCUCGGAGGUCACUGGACUAUGAACACAUGGCUGGUUUUGAGUUUCGCGUGAUCGCAGAGGACUGGGGGCAGCCUCAACUUGCAUCCAGCGUCUCUGUGUGGGUCAGCCUCUUGGAUGUCAACGAUAAUGCCCCAGAGGUGAUUCAUCCUGUCCUCGUUGAUGGAAAAGCCAGCCUCUCAGUGCUCGUAAAUGCCUCCACAGGCCACCUUCUGGUACCCGUUGAAACUCCUAAUGGCUUGGGUCCAGUAGGUGCUGAUACAACGCCAUUGACAACCCACAGUUCCCGGCUGUUCCUUUUGACAACAAUUGUAGCAAGAGAUGCAGACUCAGGUGCAAAUGGAGAGCUCCUCUACAGUAUUAGGAGUGGAAAUGAAGCCCGUCUCUUUGUUCUCAACCCCCACCUGGGGCAGUUGUUCAUCAACAUCACCAAUGCCAGCAGUCUCAUUGGGAGUGAGUGGGAGCUGGAGGUAGUGGUAGAAGACCGUGGCAGCCCCUCCUUGCAGACCCGAGCCCUGUUGAGCGUCUUGUUUGUCACCAGUGUGGACCACUUGAGGGACAGGGCCCUUGAGCCUGGGACCCUGAGCACAUCGGUGCUGACAGUGAUUUGCCUGGUCGUACUUCUGGCCAUCUUUGGGUUGGUCUUGGCUCUGAUCAUGUCCAUCUGCCGGACAGAGAAGAAGGACAGUGGGGUGUACAACUGUCGGGAGGCUAAGUCUACCUAUCGCCACCAGCCCAAGAGGCCCCAGAAACACAUUCAGAAGGCAGACAUCCACCUUGUGCCUGUGCUCAGGGGUCAGGUGGAUGAGCCCAGCGAGCUUGGGCAGCCCCACCAGGAGGCAGGCAAGGAAGGGAUGAUGGAAGCAGGCUGGGACCCCUGCCUACAGGCCCCCUUUCACCUCACUCCAACCCUGUACAGGACCCUGCGUAACCAAGGCAACCAGGGAGCACUGGCUGAGAGCCAAGAGGUGCUGCAGGACACUGUCAACCUCCUUUUCCAUCAUCCUAGGCAGAGGAACGCCUCCAGGGAGAACCUGAACAUUCCUGAGUCCCAGCCUGUGAUGGGCCAGCCACGCUCAAGGCCCCCGAAGGCUAUGGGCAGCCCCGCAGGGAGGCUGCCAGGAGACGCAGGCAGCGAGGAGGCUCCACUGAGUCCACCGGCCUCCUCUGCAACCCUGAGGCGGCAGCGGAAUCUCAAUGGCAAAGUGACCCCUGAGAAAGAGACAGGUCCCCGUCAGAUCCUGCGGAGCCUGGUCCGGCUAUCUGUGGCUGCCUUUGCAGAGCGGAACCCUGUGGAGGAACUCACGAUGGAUUCCCCUCCUGUUCAGCAAAUCUCCCAGCUGCUGUCCUUGCUGCAUCAGGGCCAAUUCCAGCCCAAACCAAACCAUCGGGGAAAUAAGUACUUGGCCAAGCCCAGCGGCGGCAGGAGCACAGUCCCAGACACAGAUGGCCCAGGUGCCAGGGCUGGUAGCCAGGCAGAACCAGACCAGGAAGAAGGGCCCCUGGAUUCUGAAGAUGAUCUCUCUGUGAAGCAGCUGCUAGAAGAAGAGCUGUCAAACCUGUUGGACCCCCACACAGGCUUGGCCCUGGACCGGCUGAGCGUCCCUGACCCGGCCUGGAUGGCGAGGCUCUCUUUGCCCCUCACCACGAACUACCGUGACAACGUGUUCUCACCAGACACUCCGGCCAUGGAGGAGCCGAGGACCUUUCAGACGUUCGGCAAGGCGACGGGGCCUGAGCUGAGCCUGACAGGCACGCAGCUGGCCAGCACCUUUGUCUCGGAGAUGAGCUCACUGUUGGAAAUGCUGCUCGAACAACGCUCCAGCGUGCCUGUGGAGGCUGCCUCCGAGGUGCUGCGGAGGCUCUCUGUCUGCGGGAGGACCCUCAGUCUGGACCUGGCCACCAGUGGGGCCUCGGGCGCAGAAGGACAGGGGGGCCCAGGUGGAAAGAAGGGGGCCGAGGGCAGGACUGGCAGCAGCAGCAGCAGCAGGGGGCUGUGGAUCCAAGAACCAGGGAUGUUAGGGAGCCCAGGCGCUAAGGAUCCUGGGACACGAGCUGCUUUCUAAAAUCCUUGAAUUCACUGGUGAGAGGUGGCCCAAGAACUUUAGGGUGACCUAUGCUGCCCCACAGAGGAGGCAGGGGAGCCACGACUAAUAUCUGACUGACCAAAGCAGCCCCUUGUGAAGGGCUGGCUCUGCCUGUGAACUUUUUGGAGUGAAUUUUUUGGCUGAAAUGAGUGUUUGUUGGCAAAACACAUGUACAGCACAGAGGGUCAGGCCUCCUGUGGAACAGAUGCCAAGGAGUGUCAUAAGCAGGAAAGGAUGGCCUCAUCGCAUAGUUGGGGGUGGGGUGCUGGUCCUGGGGUGCCAGGCAAAGCUCUCUGACCUACUAAUAAAGGAAAAGCACUGGCUCAUUCUCCUGUUUGCACCUGUCAAGAGGGGGCAGGGAAGGGUAGCAGAGUGAGGUGUCCUUGUUGCCCAUUUCCUGGCAAGAUGGUAUGCUGGACGUGGACAGGAAUAGGGCACAUUAGUACACAGUGCUAGGUACACAAUGAUGAACACGUGUGCUCUUGACCCUACUUCCCUAUUGCUACCUUAUCAAAUAAUCUGCUUCUCAGCUGGAAAAUUAGGGCUAAGAAAAGCAUGACUAUUUAUAGAGCAUUUAUGUGAGCCAGUAAAGCCCUGGGCUUUACGCUAGGAUUUAGUUUAAUUUCCCAACAACCUUGGGAGGGAGGUGUUAUUAUCCCCAUUCCACAGGCAAGGACGUGAGGCUUGGAGAAGCAGAGUGUCUUGCCCAAGAUCAAGAGUGGAGGCAGAAGCAAGCUUUGGAACUAGUCUUGAACACCAAAACCUCUGCCCUCCACUUUGACGCUACACUGCCAGCCAAGGAGAGGAAAGGAAAAGGCCCCGCAGCUGAGCUCCUGCCAGGUGUGGACUUACCUGAGCUCCCCUCAUGAAACACUGUUGGAAAGAACGUUUCCAAAGCUGCUCGGGCCUCCACAGCUCUGCAUUUCUGAGCACAGAACAAGAGGGACUUGGAUCUAAUCUGACAUGGGCCUGAGCUUCUGCAGGCUCCUGUGCUUUCCCAGCGAUUAGCCCUUCAGGUACAGACGUCAUCCUUGCAGACGCACCGUUCAUGGGUAAAUCUUCCUCUGUCACAGCAGGUUUGGGCCUGUGAAUUCAGGCCCUAGAGAACAGUGUAUGAACUGGGUCUAUGAAAUCGAUACUGACAGCAGCAAAACUUCCAGGGCAGGAGGGAGCAAAGAAAUAGCAAAUAUUUUUCCAAGUCUCAGCCUUAUAAUUUUCCUGGAAAUUUCCAAGCAGUCAGUCAGCUAGCCAUUCAGCUUCUCGGUAGCAUGGGGCCCUCCUGGACACUACAGGCAAAAAUUCCUCUCUGUGCUCCUCCUUUCGUUCUCUGUUGGAGGCCAGUACUUAUGUUCAUUGUCCACAGUAACAGGCCAAUCAUACUCCCAGCCAGGGAUAAUGAAAAUCAUAUAUAUUUGGAAUCCAAUGUGGCACCCUUAUCCAGUUACUCCAUUUUACAGAUGAGGAAAAUGAGGCCCCCAAAAGUUAAGUGCCCCAAGAGCAGGGUCUCUGGGUAUGUGUCACCUCACUUUAGGCCCAAGUGAUCUCCUUACAAGAUCUGUGAAUUUUAAGCUAUUGGGUUCCCAAAGUAAAUGAGAGAGGCCAGGGGAAACUAAGCAGACAGGGUCUCAAGCCUGACCAGCGAGGUGACUGGCACAAAGCAACAAUGGAUAUAUACUUAACUUGUUGAAUGAAUGAGUGAAUAAAUGGAUAAAUCAGUG